Pygocentrus nattereri (red-bellied piranha) is the source of this 3572-nucleotide messenger RNA. It is a transcript of the gene zdhhc1, whose product is annotated as zinc finger DHHC-type containing 1. Gene Ontology annotation, molecular function: protein-cysteine S-palmitoyltransferase activity. The transcript is spliced from 11 exons. The coding region runs from base 949 to 2688 and encodes 579 amino acids. Gene Ontology annotation, biological process: protein targeting to membrane; peptidyl-L-cysteine S-palmitoylation. The record is from RefSeq and is a predicted model, not a curated record. Gene Ontology annotation, cellular component: endoplasmic reticulum; Golgi apparatus. NCBI's taxonomy places the organism in Eukaryota, Metazoa, Chordata, Actinopteri, Characiformes, Serrasalmidae.
CCAACAUGUUCUGAUUUAGGCAAAAGCGAAUGUUUGCUAGCGCGUGACGGACUCAGGCGUCAACAACACAUGCUUUUAUUCUGAAGUGGUAAUGUCGUCAUGGAUUCCCCGGAUGUGUGUAAACUGCUCAGAUCCCAUUCAUGCCAAUUAUCCCAGUCCGGCUGAUUUGAGGCUGAUAUAGUAGCCAGUUAUGUCAAAAAGCCGUGCUCGAGCGGGAUCUUCACCUCAGUUUAUAUGUGGACGUGGCGCGGCGGGGCUUUCGUGGUCGAAACAUGCAGAUAUUUAUGCCCAUGAGCAGUAGAAGUGAUUUUUUUCUGGUAUUCUGAGCAGAUUGCAGGGUAUCAUUAGUGUCAGUUCGGCUCUCGGUCCGUUAGAGCGAGCGUUUGUUUGCUAGCGUUAGCAGUCUAGACUAAUGCGAAUUAAAGCAGUGUAAUGCUGUUAAAGAGGGCGCUAACUACUUAUCAUUAGUACAUCUUUGUUCGGAGUUUGUUGCUUUGUCUUGAAUCACGCCGCUGGGUAUCUGCCGAGAUUAGCUGCUGCUCCCGCUUGAGUUUUGUGGACUGUCUAGCUAGCUGGCUAGCAACUACCAUCAAACUGCUGCUGCCAUGCCAGAUUUAGCGUCUUUGUUCGUACAGAGUGGUCACCGUUAAGUGUGUCAGGUGUUAAUGCCACGAAGGACUAACGCCUGACCAUGGACAAGGUGUCUAGCCGCUAUUGUUAACUGCUUCAGAAAGCGAGGAAGAAACGAGCGAGCUAUGCGGAGUGUGUCCCUGUAGCUGCUGCGUAGCUGGCGGUGCUGUGAGGGAGAGGAGUCGGUUAACGGAGCGGUGAAAGAUGCGAUGGACCGAGACGUGGUGGACUGGCUUAAGGGCAGCCGAAUGGACAGAUAUCAUUCAGUAACUUAAUAGCACUGUCUCAGUGGUGGGGGAAGGUCUGCUCUGGUCUCCCAUGGACAUCUGCGGUAGGAACCCAAACCGCACUGCCCCGGUCAGCGAUGGGCAGCCCAGACGAGGCGACUUACCACUGUGCUCUCGGACAAAUGGCUGGAGUUGGCCUCCGCACCCCUUCCAGCUGCUGGCUUGGCUCCUUUACCUUUACUUUGCAGUCACAGGCUUUGGAGUGUUUGUCCCCCUGCUGCCAUCCCAUUGGAUCCCAGCAGGGUAUAUCUGUACGGGCAUUACAUUUGUGUGCCACCUAUUUGUGCACCUGACAGCUGUCUCCAUCGACCCUGCUGACUAUAAUGUCAGAGCGAAGAGCUACAAAGGACCACUUCCUGUGUUUGACCGCACUAAGCAUGCACAUGUGAUUGAGAACUGCCACUGCUACCUCUGUGAGGUGGAUGUUGGGCCGAAGUCCAAACACUGCAGUGCAUGUAAUAAGUGCGUGGCCAGUUUUGAUCAUCACUGUAGAUGGCUGAACAACUGUGUGGGCAGCAGAAACUACUGGCUUUUCCUGAACAGUGUCAUAUCCGCUCUGCUGGGUAUAUUUUUAGUUGUGAUCAUUGCAAGUUACGUUUUUAUUGAGUUCUUUUUGGAUCCGUCAAAACUUCGAUCCGACAAACAUUUUCAGCAAGUGAAGAAUGAAUCUGUGGUGUGGUUUGUAUUCCUGCCCGUGGCUCCAGUGUCUACUGCAGGUCCAGCCAUCCCUGCCCUGGCAGGAGUAACCAUAGCUUUGGGGCUACUCUCCUGUCUACUGCUUGGCCAUUUGCUUUGCUUCCACAUCUACCUCAUGUGGAACAGGCUGAGCACAUAUGAGUAUAUCGUUCGACAGAGGCAUCGACAGGAGACGAGGGACACCAAUAAAGGCCCCUCUGGGAAUGAGCCUGGAGUUCCCAAGAUGAAUCUCAUCAAGGACGUGAGCUACUCAGGUACUCUAGGCUACACAAAUCCAGAGAUGGAGGUGGAGGAUCCUACUACCAUGAGCUCACGAGGCAGAUUUGAGUUGCUUGCUAAUGGCAAGGUCAGAAGCUCACCAGAGAGAAUGGUGGAAGAACUGCUCCCUUCCAUCUCCACAGAGCAGAAACCAGCACCUCGUCCACUCAAAACACAGAAGAAAAAGAAAAAAGUCCGUAAAAUUCCAGCAGAAGUGAUAAAUGACAGAGCCACUGAGAUGGGCACCAGCAGAGCCGUUGCACACCAGUCUGCUGAGCAGGACACCUCUGUAGCCGCUGCCACCCUGUCAUCAUCCCUAAGCCAACGCCUCCCUUUUCCAGCGUUUCCUCUGCGAGUGACCCUGCCCCCCCUGGCUCCUGUACAGGCUGCUGGCCCCCCAGCUGAAUACCAUUCUGAUUCCGCAGAGUCUCUGGAGGAGAUUCCUGUAGCACUGGCUCGACUGGGCACUGCCACAGUGGCGGGGGCACCAACACCCAUCUCCGUUGCUACUGCUGCCCAUUCCUUCUCUACCCAACGUGCUUUGCCUCCUCCCACAGCUGCCCAGCCCCUGCCCUCCCCCCAGCCCAGGACCAAGAGGAAGGCUGCAGCUCGGAAGGCUGCAGAGCAGCGGUUCGAAAUGGCAUCCCAGAACCCCGCGGUGUUCGUCAGUCAAGGAAGCGGAGAGGCAGCCAUAUCUCUAGCGGGCGCCAGAGCAGAUGAUGUUGCGAAUUCUGCAGGGAAACGCAAGCACACAAGCAAGAAAAGAAGCAUGGAGGAGCCGAGGCCCAGCUCCAGAGCUAGCACCCCACUGGCAUGAGAACACUAACCCUCAAAUCAUGCCUCUCCUGGGUAGGGGACAUCAGUAAGCUUAGCCCUGAAUGCGUUCAAAAACUUGCAAGACCGACAAGUUACUUCUGGAAAUAAAGAAUCCACUACAGUCUCGGAUGUAGCGCCGAAAGCCUCACAUAACCUAUGCAAACACCACUGAAUGUAGGCAUUCGGACUUGGAUUGCUUUCGAGAAAUUGAGCAUUUCAUCUAUUUCAAUACAUUUUGCUAUAACUUCUCCGUAGCACUGCACAAUUGCAUUUUUAAUCAUUUUAUUUAUCACUGCUGUUUUUUUAAUCAAAUAUUUAUUCAUAUUGAAUGCCUAUGGUCAUAUACUGUGUACAGUCUUUACCAGACUGACUGUUGCUUUGUAAGUCGUGUUUAUUUUAUCCUACAUAUCUGUUCAUCACUACCAGAUGUUAUGUUUAUUUAAAUGAAUAGUUUGCUUUAUCCAUAUAUAACAUAAAAAAAAGACAUUUUCAUUUUUUCAUUUGGCAGUGCACCACGUUCAAUAUUUCUUUGCACCUGCACUCUCUAAGCAUCUGAAUAGAUUUCAGGCCUCAGAGUGCACAGUAUUUGCUUUUUUUUUUUUUUUUUAACUGCCAGAACACCACAUUUUGUUUACAGAUUAUUACUGAUGUUUUGUUGACGUUUGAAGAAUAUCUUCAAGAAAACCGCUUUAAUAAUUUCAGCAGAAGACAUGAAUUUGUUGUCCAGGUGACUGCUUGUUUUGUGUUGUCUAAAAGAUUGUUGUUGCAGAAUCCACUCUCUUGUACAGCACUGUGAUAUGUUGACUCUUUUAAGCCACUUAAUGUUUUUUCUACUUCUCUCGCCUUCAAUAAAAGCUGGAGCUUGUCAUAGCCUCGCACACUCAG